Messenger RNA from Anopheles moucheti, 7728 nucleotides. RefSeq lists its product as uncharacterized. Gene Ontology annotation, cellular component: plasma membrane. The transcript has 2 exons. Gene Ontology annotation, molecular function: ephrin receptor binding. The record is from RefSeq and is a predicted model, not a curated record. Gene Ontology annotation, biological process: ephrin receptor signaling pathway; axon guidance. The coding region runs from base 2676 to 4289 and encodes 537 amino acids. NCBI's taxonomy places the organism in Eukaryota, Metazoa, Arthropoda, Insecta, Diptera, Culicidae.
GUCGCGCCGAGCGGUUGUGCCGUGUGUGCUGCGUACUUGGCCCGUACUUUUUCACGCACGGGAAACGAAAACAAUAGCAAGGGGAGGGCAUACCAAGCCAAACAGGAGUGAAGAAAGCAAAGAAAAAAAAAGCAGAACAAAUUAGUGUUGUGCCCGGAACCGCGUGUCACCGCGUGAGAAGAAAUUCACCAUUUUCCCAAUUGCGGAACAACGGCAGCAGCAGUACUCGAACAGAAAGGUGUGUGAGUGUGUGUGUUUUGUUAGUGGUUUUGGGGGGCCCGGUCUGUUGUUUGGCAGCAAAGUGAGUAGUGAGUGUCGAUAAAUGGUUGCAUGUGUAAAGUGUGCGUGAGCAAGCGAGAGAACGGGAAGACGGAACAGUUCGAAGACAUUCCCAGACGGUUGGUUUUUAUUUGGGAAAAAGCAAAAGGUACUGGUUUUUCAAGUUGUGUGUGAUCUUGAAAACCGGGCGCGCGCGUCUUUACCUGCACACAUCACCUCCUCACCGGGCCUUGCGUGGUGGUGCUGGAUGCUGCCAUAUUACCAUCGGUCGGAUCUGUGGAAGGAAUUUAUUUCUCUUUGCGUGCGUGCGUGCGUGCUAAGAAGUCCACGGGAAUAGAUCUCCGGUUAAUCGGUUCGUGAAAAAAGGUUCGUGAUGCGAGUGAGUGCGUAUUGUUGCUACCAUACACACUCAAGUUCACUUCUUUUCUUCGUUUGGCCGUAGGCAAAGCCUACUUGUCAACAGUUUUCACAGAGCGUGGUGAAAUAAGCGUGUUUAACGGGCGUGAGAAACGAAACACUGUUGGUGCUUGGGUGCUCGUUGCGUGAUAAAUUGGAUUUUGUUGUUGUUUUUUCUCUCCACUUCUUAACCCACCAAUAUACGACAACUCAACUUGUGAAGGAAGCCGAAAAGUGAGCAAAAAAAAAGAGGCACCCCAACAAAUCUCAUCUGCCUUUUGGUGUUGUAGGCAGCCAGGGGCAAGAAGAAGAAAGUGUGUCUUUUUUCGGCAUACCACCGGCGCGAGAGUGUGUAAACGAGGUGUAAAUGAUUUAUGCUGCUUGUGUUUCUACCAGCCGAUGCCCUCGACCGCAAGCAAGCAAACCCAAACCCCGAGGAUGGAUGAUGUGCGCCCCCGUAGGUGGAUUUGAAUAAUUUGUUACCAAUCCUCCGGAGCCCACAUCCAGACACCCAAUGGCAUGGCACUCAAGCCAGCUUGAGUUGAAACCAAUGCAGCAGCAGUAGCGUUCUGUGUGUGUGUGCUUAUGUGUGUGUGUGUGUUGCCUCUUUUUUUACAUUCGUUGUUUCCUGUAGUAGGAAAGUAAAAAAGAAUCCCAAAUUAAAACACACGCACAGCGAGUAGCGAGUACGGCGCGCGAGUGUAAGCGAGAAGGCUUUGCGUUGCGUGGUCGCGAGUGAGAAGCGAGAGCGAGCAGCAGCGAAGGAAAGAGAAGAAAAGGUGGUUUUGGUGGGUCCCGAAACGAAGAAUAAUUCAGGAAGUGUGUGCGUACGUGCCUGUGUGGCUCUUCGCUUCUUCACGCAGUGUUUUGCUGCGAGCGUGUGUAUGUGUGUGCGUUUGUGUGCAUUCCGUGAAUGAGUGUGUGAGCAAGUGUGUGCCGCCGUCUACACAACACACCACCCUCACACGCCGCUCCCUUCUCGACAACCCAGACACGGUGUGUUGUGUUGUUACCGGCACAUUGUGCGUUUGAAGAAGAAAAAGCAAACGAGAGCAGAAAGGAAAAAGAGAGAGAGAGAGCGAGAGAAAGAAAAGAGAAAAAUAAUUUGUAAAGCCCGAAAAAAAGAAGCCGUGAAGUGGAAUAACAAAAGCAACGAAAAAAAAAACGGGAAAAGAAAAGCAAAAAGAAAAUGGUCGAAAAUAUUUGAGCCGUGCCCGCACACACCACCUUCAUUGCGUGAGUGCCAGUGUAGAAGAAUGAAAUAUGCGUAGAUUGUGUGGCGUUUAGUGAGCUAAAAAGAGCAUCCCCCACCCCCACCAAAAAAAGGAAGAUUAAAAUUGGCAAAUCGAAUGCCCACGGUGUGAGCGGAAGGGAAGCAGCAAACAAAACGAAAAAAAAAAACUCGCGUUCGUGAAAAUUCAAUUUAUCGUUCCUGCCGGCGCUUGUUUGUUGUGUUUGGGAGGCUCUUGAUUUGUGCGGUGUUUUUCUUUAUUUUUUAUCCGUUGCCUACCCUACACAUCGAAGUGUGCGUGUGAGAAACAACGGAAAGCACUCAGCAUAAAUCUCACCGAGCGGUAAAGCUGAGCUCUGAGUUGGCCUUGCGGGGUUGAUGCGAUAAACAUAUAUAUGCAGUACAUCCGCCAUCUUCUCCCGGCUGCUUGGAUGGUGUCAAUUCGCGUCGGGUCCCUGUUGGAACGCAUAAACCUAAUCGUGUUUUGCGAGGAAACCGUUUGACAUUUGCGGAUACGCUGUGCCAGACAGUGUUGUGUGUUCUGUGUGAGAUUCCGCGAUGGAUGACUCCGGUUUGCUGAUAAGUGGGUAGAUAAACGAAAGACACACCAUCAGCUGAUGACAGCUGUCAUCGGUGAGCCUUGAUCUUGAUCGUGUGUUUUCCGCACUGUGCAACGCGUAAAAGAGAGAGAGAGAAACGGAGAACUUUCAGUAUAGGAGGGAGAUCUUUAGUGAAACGAGUGUGUGUGGUGGUGUGAAAUGCUAACAGAAUGAAAGUCCGGCAUCAUUCUCAUCACGGUACCAAGAGUGACAAAGGUUGCUACAGUAGUAGCAGCAGCAGCAGCAGCAGCAGUAUGGCUUUGAGGGUAGUAGACACAGAUGCCAUCGAUCGACGACGGUGUAGUAGAACGGCAGCAGUAUCGUCGACGACCACAACAGUAGCAACUAAUGGACGGAAUCUUCGGUGGCAGAGGCGAACGUCGUCGACAGUGCACAGUAAUAACGGCAGCCGUACCUCCGGGACUGGCUGGCGAAGGAGAAGCAGUAGAGCGGUGGACAGUGAACCUCCCCGGGAAGAUGACAGCAACACGCUCACCAGCAAACGGCGCCGGUACAGAAACGUAAAUGCCCGGUUAAGGUGUUGCCUGCCCGGUGUUGGCACCAGCUCCGCCCUGACGAUCGCGCUGGUGAUCGCGCUGCAGCUGGUCGCCCUGCAACCGACCGUGCUGCACUGUGCCAAAACGUUCUACAUGCACUGGAACACGACGAACAGCAUCUUCCGGAUCGACAACACCGACCACAUCAUCGACGUGAACAAGGGCAACGCGCAGUUCGAGUACGACCAGGUGCAUAUCAUCUGUCCGGUGUACGAGCCGGGCACGUUCGACAACGAGACGGAGAAGUACAUCAUCUACAACGUGUCGAAGGUGGAGUACGAGACGUGCCGGAUCACGAACCACGAUCCGCGCAUCAUCGCGAUCUGCGACAAACCGAACAAGCUGAUGUUCUUCACCAUCACGUUCCGCCCGUUCACGCCGCAGCCGGGCGGUCUCGAGUUCCUACCGGGCAAUGACUACUACUUCAUCUCGACCUCCUCCAAGGAUGAUCUGCACCGGCGGAUAGGGGGCCGCUGCACCACCGACAACAUGAAGGUCGUCUUCAAGGUGUGCUGUGCGGAUGACCAGCAGCAGCAGCAGCAACAUCAUGGCCAUCUGCCCUCGAACGGCACCGUGCUCGGUGGUGGCCACUCCCAUGACGGUUCCAGCAGUGGCGGUGUGUCGAUCAACACCAACAACACCAUCUCGAUCGACGCGUUCGAUCCGAACUCCCGGCUGCUGCCACCCGCCAUCAACACCAGCCAGGGCAACAUCGUGCAGAACACCGUCAACUGGCCGGUGUGGAACGAUGGUCAGCAGCAUCAGCAGCCCCCGCAUCUACCACCGCACGUACGUCCGCCACCCGCGACGCCCGCCAUCAUCGGUGUGAACGGGCGCCACAACCAUCACUACACCGCGUCACCACCCCGCACCUCGAUCAACAGCGGCACGGGGAUGGGUGUGGGGUCGGGCGGUUCCGGCGGUCUGUACGGUAACGGUAACCUUAAUAACCAUAACUACAACAUAAACAGUCCACCGUCCAAUGUGCAUCCGGGCCAGAGCAAACCGACGAAGAAGACGAAAGAGUACGACAAGCACCCGAACGAGGUGGUGAAGAAUGAGGAGCUUACGUACAACAAUGGCGCAAUGGCACCAGCGCGGUGUUCAUCCCGCUCGGUAGUGGUGCUGGUAGUGGCCAUUUCGCUAGUGUUCGGAUGGUGGUCGUCUGCCACACCGAUCGGCACCACCACCACCACCACCACCGGUUGGCGAUUGCUGACGAGCUGAGGAUUGUGUGAGGAAGGUGCAGAAGAACCGGGCGUAGAUGGAGGCGAAGGCGGAGGUCACGCAGGCGAUGUACCACCACCAUCACCACCGUUCGCCGACGGUCCUGUCACGACAUCCCUUUCGCUGCAGUAGUCCGCGUGUGUGUGUGUGUGUGUGAGUGUGUCCUUACCUUCCCUCCCUCCGGGCAAUCCUGAUUCCCCCCUCAAUGUCCGGAUAUAAUGAGGAUGUGACGGAUGCUGCAGGGCCGUGGUUGGCAGUUAGCUGUUGGUCCGCGGUGGCUGAAACGCUGGCGAUGAUGGACGCUUUUGCUGUCUCCACAAGGUGUCCUGGGUCGAGGGAAGGCUGCGCCAUGUAGAUAGAUCCUUUUUUUGUUUGUUGAGGAAGAACAGGCAAGUUACGUACGUAUACGUAACACCAUCCCGUUCAUUAUAGUCACGCGAGAAGAAGAGAUCCCGUUUAAUAUAAACCCCCCCAUUCCCCUUCCCUUUCCCCCACACAAUUCUAUUAGGAGAGCUAGCGAUGACUCGUCCACACGGCGGUAUUUUAAAGUCUUCAGUAGAUGCACGCGAUUUUUCUUUAUUAGUGAAAAACUGCAAGAAGAAGGGAUAUAUGAGUGUAUGUGUACGUGUGUUUGUGUGUGAGUGCGCAUCCUAAUUCCCUUUCCCAUUAAUCUUCCCCAGUUCCCCCGAUUCCCAAAAUUAGGAUCACACCAACCAUGUAGUCGUGUAGUAGAGCAGAGUGAUAUUAAUUUAAAGCAAAACGAAACGAAACGAUUAAAAAGUAUGUAAGAAAGGUGAACAGAAAGACAAAAAGGAAACCUUUCGGAGAUUUGAUACAGCGGGAGGAAGAUGUUAUUUUAACACUGCGCAACUAAGUAGGACAAAGUAUGAAAAUUGGAACCCUGUAAAAAAAAAUAGAAACGAAAAUUUAAGAACAAAAUUCCCACGGACAAAACAAACAAAAAAAAAACCCCCAGCAAACGUGCGUCACUGUUAAUUCGACCUCCUAAUUCGGCCCGAUUCGGUAAAGAAAGUUAAAUUAAUUGUAAUGAUGAUCACAUCACCUUAAGUGAGCCUAGCAUAAAUUGGAAACGGAACGAAAUUGCAACAAACGGAAAACCCUGUAAUGCGCCAUACAUUUCCUAGUACUCAAGGUGUUUAAAGUAGGCAUUAAAGGUGUUUCUUCUUGGGGAGUAUUUAUGUCAUUUUUGACCAAGCUUAAUACACUUCGUAGGUUUUUUUUUUAAUGGCAGUUUCUUUGCAUUAUUUCUCGUUUUUGGAAAGGAAGAACUGAGGUCUACGCUUUUUAAAAACAAAUUUUGAUAAAAACUUCUAUUAAUUUGUUUCUGAAUGGUUGCCAUCUUUGCUGACACGGAGUUAUAUGCUUAUUUCAUUCAUUUACAAUUAUGUAAAAUUUAUUUGUUUGUUACAGUUCCAUGAAUUCCAACUCAUGGUUUCAUGAAUUUCAUGUUUGAAUACUUAUAUACAUUAGUAUUGGCGCUGUGCACACCUUGGUAUUCCAAAACGAGGCAUAUUUUUUAUUUUAUACGUUUUAAUGGAUGACACUUAUGUGACAGAAAAUUGUUGGAAGCCUUCGCGCACAACAUCUGUACACAUCUUGGUCGCCAUCCAGUUUAGUGAAAUUGUGAAUAUGUUCUCGCGGUCGGGAGCAUAAGCGCUGUCUCAUAAUAACCCACAGCCACAAGACCAAACAUACAACCUGUAUAAAGCUUGGUUAAGAAUUGGACUACUAUUGAGAAAAGGAUUCCUUUAAACACCUUGUUCGCAUUUAUUUUCCCAUAAGUCUUUUUCCAUCCCUCCCGAAAGCAAAGGUGUUCGCGAGUGAGCAUGAGAUAUAGAGACAUUUAAAAGACUGACCAAUGGCUCCUUCACGCUGUCGUAUUUCUUUUUUUUUUAAUGCCACAACAAACCCCAACCAAUAUGCAUUUGUGUGUCCAACCGAAGUGCAUCGCAGUGUGUGCGUGUGUGUGUAUCUAAUCUUUUAAAUGUGCGUGUUUUUCCUAAUGUUUAUCCAUUAAGAGAAGCAAAAUCAAUAUUAUCCCCGCAACCACCACCACCACCACCACCACCAUGCAAUCAACUCCACUAUUUGUGUGUAAUUUAAACACUUAUAUAAAGCUUAUAUGUUCACAGUGGAACGGUAUUAUGUAGGCAGCGAUCACACUGCGCUUUGCACGCACUGUGUUUGCUUUAAGUUAUUUUAUUUUAUAUUCCCGUAAAACCCCUCCAACUCGUAUUGCCAUCCAAAAGUCAAACACACACGGUCUAAACCUACUCCCAGACCAGAGUAUUAGCGUGGAAAUAGUGAAGAUGGUACUUUUAUUGCUUGUGGAACAAUCGGUUUAAUGGAGUUUCAUUUUUCGUCUCUCUCUCGCUAUCGUUGUUGUUUUGCUAUAAACACUUCCGCAUUGGAACACGGUAGAGUGCGGUGCUGUGCGAGAUGGCCAUGUUUUCCGUACCAUACAAACCGACACAACCGAUGAAUCUCUCGAUGAUGCAAAUCCUUACCGCGUGCCGUGGGGCGAAUUUGGGAGCGAAAGUCGAAAGUCCGGGUAGUUGCUUCGGUUUGCCGGCACUACUAUACUCUAAGUCACAUCUCGCGUGUAUCUCGCGUACGUUAAAUGGCAAAUCGUGCAUCAUCCUUAUCACAUCACAACGCCACCCGCACACACUAUUAGUUUCCACUAAAACAGGUGGAAAAAGAAACGAAAAGACGACGAUAGAAAUGGUGGGAAGGACACGGAUUGAUGAAAACGUUGUGUGUAUAAAUAGUGUUCUAAAUCCUAACGAAGCAAAGCAAAUUGAAUAGGCAGUAAAGGGUGUAAAAUGUAGAACAAACAAACAAACAAACAAAAAAACACACAGGGGCAAAAGUGGGAAAAGUGAGAGAGAGAGAGAAAGAGAGAGAAAAAAUAAGAAAAGAAGGAAAAAACGAAAGCGUAACGUUAUAUUUCGGGUGGAACCUAUGUUCGAUGUUAAGUAACAAACAAAAAACCAAUAAUUUAAUAUGUCGAUUUUUAGUAGCUUGUGGGGGGGGAGGCCUUUUGCUUUUGCUUUUCCGGUUGGUACUACACACCCCAGCCGGGGGAAAAGCGAAUGCAAAACAAAAAACCUUGUCCUUUUUCUUUUUAAUGUUUAUUUUUGUAAAUAUAGUGAAUAUUUUCGCAAAAAAUUAUCAAACACAACAACAACAACAAACUGCCUUGUGUUCCGUCUUUUAUCAUGACCCCGAGCCCCCCAAACGACGAUCACCCCUUCCUUUGUUUGGGUGGGUUUGUGGGUUGUGGGUCGAAGUAUAUCGUUCAAAGAAAUGUUUGCUGUUUAUUAAAACCAAAUACAGGAUUAUUCAAUGUUCACCCUGCUCCUCGCAAACAAAAAAACAUUCCUCACUUUUGGACGUGUCCUCUAACCUUGACAGA